This is a messenger RNA of Xylona heveae TC161, 1101 nucleotides long. RefSeq lists its product as hypothetical. The record is from RefSeq and is a predicted model, not a curated record. Bases 41 to 907 code for a protein of 288 amino acids. The transcript has 2 exons. NCBI's taxonomy places the organism in Eukaryota, Fungi, Ascomycota, Xylonomycetes, Xylonales, Xylonaceae.
AUAUUGUUUAUAUAUACGAAAUUAGGCAAACCCAAGUUCAAUGCUUGCGCUUAGUUUCUUGACCUUAUAUAUGGGAAACAACAUGCAGUCAUAUCACGAAUCGAUGCCAUCAUCAAGUCCAUCCCCCUCAUCGUCAACUUCAACAUUCGCGUAUGAUCAGGUACCAUUGGUCGAUGAAGAACACGGUCUUGAGGAGAAAAAUCACGACGACUUGAUCAGGUCAUUGAAAUCUCGACCCAACUCCGUCCAAGAUAUUUGUCGCCGUUUUCUCGAGACACCCAAGACGCUCAUCAUUGCCGCAAUUUUAGCAACCGCAACACUUGUCACCGUUGUGGUUACAAGUUUUACUGUACACACCCCUGGAUCUUAUGUGCACAUGCACACAAUCCCUCAGAAGAAUGCCCUUCAACCGGACUAUAUAGACUCAUUUGGCGGACCUCUUGAACUUGGUGGGACUCGCCGUUGUGGCAGCUAUCCCAGUGAAGCGGAAGCCCUUGGCUGCGUGUUUGACUUGAUGAAUUAUGGCUGGACAGCACCAGAGUGCUACUACGAAAGCCUGUCCACAGCUGGGCUCUCCGAGGGUCCAUACAAGUUUUAUUUGGAUUCAAAUCUUACUGUGGAGAUCCCGCAGGAGGUCGCAAUGACGGGUCGUGUAGUUGAUGUUUAUACAACCCAUCACUAUCACACCGAACAUUGCAAAUGGUCGCAGGCCAUUUUGGCAAUGGCCAAAAAAGAUGAUAAUGUGCUUAUACCGCAAGUUAUUGCACAGCAAAAUCACACCAAGCAUUGUCUGAAGUAUGUUGAGAAUUCGGAAAAAACACCUUCCGAAAAGAUCAAUACAUGGACUCGCGUGGUGUAUAACUCAUGUAUAAAGCUCUCCGAAGCAGACGUUCUGUUGGUAGACUAAGAAAAUCUUUGGCAAAAAGUGAAAUUUAAGUACAUUAUGAUUGUAGAAAAGAUUGAUAAUUAAGGUGUAUUGGAUCGUAUAUAUCAUUGUCGAGAGCUAUCUCGGCUGCAGCGAAACUGGUUCCCGCACCAGAAAAUAUUCUACCAGUGGUUCCGUUCCACCGUACUUUGAAUAAUCCGUGGACACAGUCUCCA